AUGGGUCGUGAUCUUCAGAAGCGCAAGAGGCGUUCUUCUCGCCCCGCCAUCCGCCAGCCUUCAUCGACGUUGAAAUCGAAGCGCCUCUUGAAUCCUCUAGGAAAUGAUUUGGUAGCCAAAAGCUGGAACAAGAAGGAGACCGCAACGCAGAACUACCGCCGUCUCGGUCUCGUGUCCCGCCUGAAAGCGCCGACCGGUGGCGUAGAACCCAAUCUGACGUCCAAAAACCUGCAAGGACGAGCUACGAAACCCGUAGAUCCCUUCGCCAUUAGCCAACCCACUCGCGCUAUUAUCAGCGAGGUGCGCGUGGAGCGGGACGAGAACGGCAAGAUUAUACGCGUGCUCGACGGUUCAAAGCGGAAGGAAAACCCGCUGAAUGAUCCUCUUAACGAUCUUGAAUCAGAGGAUGAUGAGGACGAGGAUGAGGAAGAAGAAGAAGAAGCCGAAGAGUGGGGUGGAAUCGAGGACGCGAAUGGAGACGAUGAUAUGAUCGUUGCGCAGCUCGAGGACGAAGCCUACAGGCCUAUAGUUAAAAAGCUACGAACCCUAACUAAAAGGGAGACUGAAUGGUUACAGAGCCUUGUGGACAAAUAUGGAGAUGAUACUAAGGCUAUGUCGAGGGAUCGCAAGUUGAAUCCGAUGCAGCAGACAGAGGCAGAUAUCACUAGGAGGAUUAAAAAAUGGAAGGGCACCUCGGCUUAA
This is a messenger RNA of Daldinia childiae, 702 nucleotides long. Its product is annotated as Nucleolar protein 16. The record is from RefSeq and is a predicted model, not a curated record. Gene Ontology annotation, cellular component: nucleolus. NCBI's taxonomy places the organism in Eukaryota, Fungi, Ascomycota, Sordariomycetes, Xylariales, Hypoxylaceae. The transcript is spliced from 2 exons. Gene Ontology annotation, biological process: ribosomal large subunit biogenesis. Bases 1 to 702 code for a protein of 233 amino acids.